Molecule: messenger RNA, 2184 nt
Organism: Miscanthus lutarioriparius
Lineage: Eukaryota; Viridiplantae; Streptophyta; Magnoliopsida; Poales; Poaceae
Source: the annotation of a GenBank genome assembly
AUGGAGGCCCAGGAGAUCGCCGCGGCAGCGCGCCACUUCUCCGCCAUGGCUCGAAUCGUCGGUCCGGUUAGUCUGCGACUUCGCAUCAUCACCAGCUCAACUCCUCCGAAUUAUCUCGCUAACCGCCGUGCUUCUUCCCUUCUCCGGCGUCUCCGCUUCAAGGACCCCAAGGCCGUGAAGAUGCGCCGCCACGCCUUCCACCUCCACCAUUCGGGGUCCACCACGCUCUCGGCGUCGGUUCUGCUCUUGCCGCGGGGCGCCCUGGCUGAGCCGCCGCCACUUCUCGACCAUAUCUGCGCGGCCCACGGGCACGCGGCAGGAGACGUCGCGCUCACGGCUGCUUCCCUCGUCGAGCCGUUCCUGGUCGCGGAGCAGCGGAAUAACUCCGGCGAGGAGCUUCAGCCGAGGUUGGUUCCGGAGGUGCGUCUUGAUGUGCUUGUUGAGGUUGAUGUUCCGACAGCUGCUGAUUCUGCUUUGUCCUUACUGAGACAUGAAGAGUUCAUCAGAAGACCAACAUGGGAUGUAGGCUGGUCAUUGGCCGAUGCUAAUCAGAAACAGGUUGAAAAUGAUACCAGAUCUUCGCUUGAGUCUAACAGGAAUAAUGCAUCUAUUGAAUCAGUAGACCCAUUGAUGUUGUCCAAGUCUGCCACAAGAAUUGGUAUUCUAGGAAUUUCAACCUUCAACUCAAAUGAUGCAAGACGUAUCAAUGUUUCAGUGAUGCAACAACGAGGGGACCCUUUGCUUAUAGUAGGAUCUCCAUUUGGCCUCAUGUCACCCUUCCAUUUCUUCAACAGUAUAUCUGUUGGUGCUGUUGCGAAUUGCCUUCCUCCAUGCACUGUGAGGAGCUCAUUGCUGAUGGCUGACAUCCACUGUCUCCCUGGCAUGGAAGGCGCUCCAGUGUUUGAUCGAAAUUCUUGCCUUGUGGGGCUGCUGAUGAACCCAUUAAGACAGAAAGGCAGCAAUAUAGAAGUUCAGCUUGUGAUUACAUGGGAUGCAAUAUGCACGGAAUGGAACAGCAAAAAACUGGAGGAAAUUGGACGUGCCCCAAGAGAACUACCUAAUGACAAAAAUACGGAUAGUAAAUCUAUGGAAUUUCGGCAUGGAUACAACUAUGGGAGGUUUGCCUCUUCAACGGUCAACAAAAUUAAUCAGCAUUGCAUAUCAUCCCCUUCGCUCAGAGAGGCUAUAUCUGCAGUUGUUCUUGUCACGGUUGGUGAUACAUCUUGGGCUUCAGGGAUUGUUCUGAACAAAAGGGGUUUAGUUCUGACAAAUGCUCAUCUCUUGGAACCUUGGAGAUUUGGGAGGACUUCACCCUCAGAUUUACAAGCCUCAUUCACUGGAGAACAUCUCAAUGCUGGAGAAAACAAAUCAUUGCAGCCACAAGGCAAAUUUUCCAAUGAGGAUGCUGUCAAUCAUAAGGUUUCAUUGUUUAACUUGGGUUUCAAAAGAGAGAAGAGAAUAUCUGUUCGUUUGGACCAUGCAGAGAGACAGAUAUGGUGCAAUGCUAGCGUGGUUUUCAUCUCAAAGGGUCCACUUGAUGUUGCAUUGCUUCAAAUAGAUAAGGUUCCAAUUGAAUUAAAUACAAUCAGACCAGAAUUUGUUUGUCCAACAGCAGGGUCAUCUGUUUAUGUUGUUGGGCAUGACCUUUUUGGACCCCGAUCAGGCCUAUGCUCUUCUCUAUCCUCGGGGGUUGUGUCAAAGGUUGUCCAAAUCCCAUCAAAUCAACUUUCUCAUCUGGCCAGUGCUCUGGAGAUUGACAAUAUGGACAUACCAGUAAUGCUGCAGACAACAGCGGCAGUUCAUCCAGGGGCCAGUGGUGGCAUUCUUGUUAAUUCACAUGGGCUAAUGGUUGGGAUAAUAACAAGUAAUGCUAAGCAUGGUGGUGGAAGCACAAUACCUCAUCUGAAUUUCAGCAUCCCCUGCAAAUUACUGGUUGCGGUCUUCAAGUAUUCCGCAAUUGGAAAGCUCGCGAUUUUGGAGCAGUUGGACAAACCAAAUGAAGUGCUCUCAUCAGUUUGGGCUUUGGCACCAUCAUCAUCCCCAUUUGUCAGUAGCUCCCCAGAAAAAGGCAAAGAUGAAAAGGUCUUGGAGUUCUCUAAGUUUCUUAGUGAUAAGCAACAAGCUCUGAAAUCUAGUGUAGAUCUGAAGGAACUCUUUAGGUACAAGACUCCCAGCAAAAUAUAG